Molecule: messenger RNA, 2489 nt
Organism: Penaeus vannamei (Pacific white shrimp)
Lineage: Eukaryota; Metazoa; Arthropoda; Malacostraca; Decapoda; Penaeidae
Source: RefSeq, a predicted model, not a curated record
UGGCAUCCUUAAGGGUGACACUGCCAAGCUGACACUAGGAGAUACUGGAUGUGUAUGUGUUUGUGCCGGUGUGUGUCUGUCAGUUCUUUUAUUUCGUGAUAUAAAGGCAUACAGAAUAUUUGUGUAAAGUUUAUUAUUAUUGUUAUUAAAUCGUACGAAUAAGUGGCGAUCAUUUGAAAUACUUGUAGCAAAUACCGAGAAAGAAGAGCACGGAAAAGGAUUUGCUUUGCGUCCGUAGUACCUCACUCAAGACCGCCUUCAAGACGUGACAUAAGUUUAUUGCUCUCGAAGGUCAGUUCACUCGAAAGCAAAAGAUACACAUCAAGAAAGAGAGAAAGAGAGAGAAGGAUGAAACUACAACCCUCCUAGCAACAACAACCAUAACAACAAUUCUACAAAACACAGUAGAAAAAAUAUCGAACUCAACCCCGAAACCAAUUCCUUACACACAAAAAUAAAAACGAAUAAUAAAAAAAAACGUCUUGACCUGUGCAAAUUAGUUCUCAUCCCACUCCAUACUUCGAAAGAGGUCAUCUCGUACAAGGAAACUGCUCCGAAGACACUAAAUAUGCGCGAGUGGGUGAUAUUAGGUCACCUCGCUCUCCUAGCGGUCAUGUGCAUCGGCGGAGUGGAGGGUCGCGGGGCCGAACAGAUCCUCGGAGACGAGGCCAGGGAAGAGCCCCUCCUUCAGGACGCCCAGACGCCUGCUGGGGAACAGGUCCUCCCUGGAGCCGGCCCUCCCCACCCUCCCCCGAGGGAAGUCGAGAGGGAAGGCAAGAUGGAGGAGAAAGAAGAGAAGAAGGAGGAGAGGGAUGGAAAGAAGGAAGAGCAGGAGGAGAAGGAGGAUGGGAAGGAAGCAGUGGAGGAGGGAGAAGAGGAAGAAGAAGAAGGAGGAGGUAUCGUCUUGGUGGCCCUAGGGGGAGGCGAGGACGAGGUGGUCAUGGCACAGAUGGCGGCACUGCUCCACCUCAACGGCCACCGAGUCAGUGCCAUCGUCUACGGACCCGGACCGCGCGAGGAGAGGUUCCCCCAGGGGGUCAAGGUCCUGGAGCUGGGCGUGUCGGAGGACGACCCCCUGCACCCCGGGGGCUCGAGCGUCGCCGUGGCCCCGGGGGAGGAGGAGGGCGCCGAGUGGGUGAGUGGGCGUGUCCUGGCGUCGCGGGCGAGGGCGUGCGGCCUCUUCUCCCGCCUGCCGUGGGUGGAGGCGCGGUUUCGUAGCGCCCGCCUCGUGGUCACGCCCCUUUUCCUGCACGAUCUCUGCGUCCUCACUUUGGCGCAGCGCGUGGGCGUCCCUGCGGUGGGCGUGGUGACGUCGAGAGUGGGCGCGUGGUGGGUGUGGGAUAACCUGGGCGUCCUCCCUCCGCUGGCCACCACGCCCGUGCCGCCCGCGACGAUGCAGGAGCUGGACAUCUGGUCGAGGGCGGGCAACAUCGCGAGACACUACGGGUACAUCUCGAGCCUCCGUCAGCAGUGGCAGGUCCCCGCCCUCACCGCCCUCGACGCCUCCUGGUCCCCCACGCCCACCAUCGACGCCCUUUACGCCUCUCUCGCCCGCGUCCUCGUGGCCUGGGACCCUCUCCUGGACGCCCACCUGCCCCACACGCCCAUCGUCUUGCCCGUGGGCGGCUUUCACUACUCGACGGGGCACAUGACGAAGGACGUCCUAGUCCCCGCCCUCCUGAACCGCGCGGGCGUCCUCGUCGUCAGCGCGGGCGGGCGGGAGGCGUGGCUUGGACAGGACGCCCUCGCCGCCCUCCACAGCGUCCUCAGACCGACCUCCUACACCGUCCUGUGGCGAAUUUCCCACCCGCACCUCCAGCCGAAUGUCACCCUCGAGGAACUCAACGCAGCGACCGCCAAGUUUGUUUAUAAGGAGUACCUGCCGCUCAACGAUGUUCUGAGUCACCCUCGCCACCGCCUCCUCGUGUCGACGUGCGGGGACUCCGAGGCCAUGGCAGCUGCCUACUUCGGUUCCCCUACCUUAUGCCUCCCUGUUACCACGGAUCAGAAACUGGCUUCGGAGGCUCUCAGGAAGAUUGGUAUGGCGGUGGUGGUGCCUGCUCGAGUGCACGGUGCCGGCGCUGAAGGAGGCGCUGUCGAAACUGGCCGGCGACAGGAGUUACCGAGAGCGUGGCAGGAGGAUCGCCGAGGACCUGCACGAUUCCUCCCUUUCUCCCUCGGACCGACUGCUCUUCGCCCUUGAGCGCGUCUUGCGUCGCCUAACUCCCUCAGAUACAGGCCCCCCGCAAGCACGCUGUACCUCCUUCAGCAGAGCAACGCUGACGUGUACCUGCUUCUGCUGAUCCUGCUGACGACCCUGCUUGGAGUCCUCAUCGCCGUGGCUAUCGUGACUUUGCCGAUUCUCCUGAAGAAGCAGAAGGCCAAAGCAGAUUAGAGGAGGAAGAGGAAGAGGAGAAAGAGGGUGUAGGAGAGGAAGAGGAGAAAGAAGCUGUAGGAGAGGAAGAGGAAGGGGAGAAAGAGGGUGUAGG